CAACCACUGACCUCCCCGGGGAGUGUCUGUUCCUCCCGUGGGUCCAGCGUUCCUGGAUCACCCUCCAGCAUCGUGGCCAAAAUGGACAAUGAGGUCCUGGGCUACAAGGACCUGGCUGCCAUCCCCAAGGACAAAGCGAUCCUGGACAUCGAGCGCCCCGACUUGAUGAUCUAUGAACCCCAUUUCACCUACUCGCUGAUGGAGCAUGUGGAGCUGCCCCGGAGCAGAGAGCGUUCCUUGUCUCCCAAAUCCAUCUCUCCUCCUCCAUCUCCGGAGGUCAUCCGGGAAUGGCUGGAGAGCCGGACCCCCGGCACUGCCCCACAGCCCACCCCUCGCCAGGGCAGCAGCUCGACCCGCAGCAGCGUGCAGCACUUCCACAGACCUGAGACCGACACGACAGAGCUCAACAUAUACAAGAAGCCACCAAUUUACAGGCAGAAAGACCACCAUCCUGGUGCUCACCAUGGGAAGCAUCUCAUAGAGGAUUUGAUCAUCGAAUCCUCCAAGUUCCCAGCAGCGCAGCCCCCAGACCCCAACCAGCCCGCCAAGAUCGAGACCGAUUACUGGCCGUGCCCCCCGUCCCUGGCUGUCGUGGAGACGGAGUGGAGGAGGCGGAUGGCAUCCAAGAGAGGGGAGGAGGAGGAGGAGGAUCUGACAGAGGAGAUGAAGAACCUGCGGGAGCUCCAGAGGCAGGAGCUGAGCAAG
Molecule: messenger RNA, 705 nt
Organism: Antrostomus carolinensis (chuck-will's-widow)
Lineage: Eukaryota; Metazoa; Chordata; Aves; Caprimulgiformes; Caprimulgidae
Gene: DMTN
Product: dematin actin binding protein
Exons: 7
Biological process (GO): lamellipodium assembly; actin filament bundle assembly
Cellular component (GO): actin cytoskeleton; plasma membrane
Molecular function (GO): actin filament binding
Source: RefSeq, a predicted model, not a curated record